This is a messenger RNA of Theileria orientalis strain Shintoku, 2679 nucleotides long. RefSeq lists its product as uncharacterized. Gene Ontology annotation, biological process: ribosome disassembly; translational initiation; regulation of DNA-templated transcription. The record is from RefSeq and is a predicted model, not a curated record. The transcript is spliced from 2 exons. The coding region runs from base 1 to 2679 and encodes 892 amino acids. Gene Ontology annotation, molecular function: translation initiation factor activity; double-stranded DNA binding; ribosome binding. NCBI's taxonomy places the organism in Eukaryota, Apicomplexa, Aconoidasida, Piroplasmida, Theileriidae.
AUGAUUUUAUUAUUUGAAACAAUAGCAUUGCAAGUAUUGGUACUUGCAACUUCAACACACACUUUAACAAAUAAAGGAAAUUUGCUCUUUAUUUCACACUUAUCGCCUAACAUUCCUAAAAAUCGAAACGAUUUGUCAUGUAAUAUAUUUUUUGGUUCAAAAUCAAUUUCACUCGACACACAAGAGUAUAAAAAAAGCGAUCAAUGGCAUGAAUAUUUUAAGAAGGUGGACGACGCAACGGACACCAGCGGAUUGCCGCUGGCUCCGGAGAAUGAAGAUGACCCACUCGAGGAGGUUGAGGAUGAAGGAGAUUUGACCAAGCCGCCGACUCCGAAAAAGGAUUGGUACCUGAAGAAAUUGGCCCACGGGAGAAGGUUUUGGCACAAGUUUUUCGCAAAGCCCUCGGAUCAAACUCUAAGGGCAAUGAGAUGGUGUAAGUUCCAGCACGACCGGUUCCACUGUAACAGAAUAGUGGAAAGGACGUACAAUCAGCUGCCGCUGAUUGAGCCGAAAAAGGGCCCGGAUGGGAAGCUGAUGAAGCUGACGAAGGAGGAGAAGGUGUACAACAGGCACUCGCUGAAGGUGAAGAGGAGGAUACUAGGGUACGACAACACGAGCAGAGAGAGUAACCUGCUGAUCAUCGCAAACUACCCGCAGGAGAGGCUGGUGAAGCUGGUGGAGAGGCUGAGAAUGCCGAAAGUGCUGGACCUGAGGAACUACGAGCUGCUGAGGAUGCUGAGAUCCUCAAUGCUGUACCUGGCGAAGCCGAACACGUUCAUGAGCACAGUGGACUUCCUGCUGUGCUUCGGAAGGUUCAACACGGGCUACAGUAAGGAGUUUAAGAAGUACAUGGAGGCGGAGGAGAAGCCGAAGAAGAGGUUUAGACCAAUGGUAUAUGCUAUAAUAGGCAAGUUGAGGAACAACCCGUUUAAAAAGGAGCUGCUGCUGCCGAGGAAAAACAGGGCGCCGCCAAUAAGAGAAGAGUUCCCAGUAUACAACGGGCCAGAAUCAGUGCUCAACAGAUUUUUGGACUCGUGCGAAAACCUGACGAGAUUUAAAGUGACUACUACGCCGUACGACCACGACGAGACCAUGGACAGGUCGUUCUCAGACAUAUUCGACAGGGCGCCAGAAUACACGACGAAGGGGAGCGUGAACAAGCUGGACAGCCCGGCGCUGAUAAACUACCAGAAGGAGAUGAGCAGGUGCCUGCGGCCGAAGAAGGACUACAAGAAGGAGGACUUCGUGGGAUGGAGGCCUGAGGACGUGAAGAACAUGCUGAGAGUGUCCAGCAAGAUGGGCCUGGUGAAGACGGAGACGAUCAUACGGAGGCUCAAAAGCCUCCACAACGACCUCGGCCUGAGCUACGAGGAGAUAAUAGAGCUGGGGAAAAGGCACCCGCGGGUGCUCAAGUACGGAAGGUACAAGCAGAAGUGCCUGCGGCUGUACGACAUCGACGAGGCGUUCACGCACGAGGCCGUGAACAGGCUGGUCAGGGGGUACCCGAACGUCCUCACGUACAACGUCGACCGGUGCAUAAGGCCGAAGGUCCUCUACCUGCUCAGGAACAUGGGCAAGAGCGUCGAGGACCUGCUCGACUACCCGGGCUAUCUGUCGUUCUCGCUUUACGACCGCAUCGUCCCCAGGCACUUCGCAGUCAUGAAUCGGCACUACAAGGGCGAGUUCCUGAGCGUCUACAGGUUCCUGUUCGAGACCGGCUUCUACAGGAGCUACGGGCAGCCGGUCACGCACCCGAAGAUCCCGGACCUGCUGCCCGAAAACCACGCCAGGUUCAUGGAGUCGUACAGGCAGCUCUCGAGUGAGAUUGACCUGCGGGCUCUCCUCAAGACCGGCGACGCCAAGUUCUGCGAGCUUUUCAAGCUGUCGUACCGGGAGCUCGUGGAAGGCAAGCACAACGCGUUCAAAAUCCCACUGCCGACCAACAUACACACUCGGUGGAGCUACGCGCCCGCCUACAGGUUUUCCGGCGGAAGGGGCGCCGACCCCGCGGGGCCCCCGAAGAAGGUAAGAAGGACGACCACACAUUGCUACGUUCAGUUCCUGAAGGACGAGGAAAUACUCGUCGAAAGGGUUCGCGUGCUGAAAAACAAGAAACUGCUCGGAGAUUACACCACCCACGAGGCGCGGCUGAUUGCCAAGAGCGACAACAUGAACCUGAUUCUCUUUAAGCCCAACGCCGACCCUCCCAUCUGCGUCAUUGACAACUACAAGCAGUUUCUGAAGACACUCUCUGGGAGGGAGCCCAGGAAGGACGACGCUUCCUACUCCUUCGACCCUUCCCUCAAGUCAAAGACCGUCCAGAUUUCCGAGAACUGCGGCGCGUCUGAUCUCGACAGGAAGCUCAGCUCAAUCAGGGCCUUUCUGCUCUCCGGCCACAGGGUCGACGUGCUCGUGUUCGCGAAGGGCAAGCGGGUCAGGGAGUUGAACAGGAAGUACGACGCAGCCUCCAAGGCCUCCUCGGCGCAGGACGCAGUCAGGAGCGCCGCUGAGGUUGCCGAGGCCCGCGGCUUAAAGGUGACUCACGACCUCACGAACUCGAUUCUGCAGAAGAUCGACUACAUAUACUCGAGGCUUGUGGACAUUUCCAGCCCUCACACGCUAAGGAACAAGGUGAACGUUAACUCUAGGCAAAUACUGUUAAAAUUUUGGCCAAAGUGA